AUGAAUGAAAGAAAGAAAUGGUGUGAAGUUUGCAAGAUGUUAAUACCUUAUACUAGAGCUGCUAUUCAAGAUCAUGAGAAUACAGCUAAACACAAAAAAAACAAGGAAUAUCAUUUAAGAGAUUUAAAUAAGAAGGCAAGAAUUGAACAUAAAUAAUAAAAUAAAGCUUAUGAUUCAAUACCAGAGACAUCUAAAGGAUAUAAAAAUAAGAAGUAAAAAAAAGAGGAACAUAAUUAUCAUUAAGCUGUUGAAAAUGAGUAUACAGGAGAAAAUUAAUAAUAAUAAUCAAAAGUAGCAGAUUAAUUGGGGUUCUUUGCAGAAGGAAAAGUAUGGAUAUUGGAAAAAGAAGAUGAUACUGGAAAAUUAAGAUUUAGAAAUACAAUUACAGGAAAUAUUAAUUAUGAAAAACCUAUGGGAUUGAUGUUAGAAGAUUAUGAAGAAGAAGCUUGGGAAUAAUAUCAAUAGAAUCCUGUUGAAAAUAUAGAUAAAGAAUUAGUUGUAAAGGUUGGUAAUUGGGAAGUUGUUAAAACUGAAGACACCUUUUUAAAUAAAUUUAAGGUAGAAACUUCUGAGUCAGAAGAAGAAGGUGAAGCAGAAUUAAAUCAUGAAGAAUAAUUAGCAUAGAAAAUUGAUAAAGAUAUUAAAGAAGGCACAAUCAAAAAUCAAUAAGAAUUUGUUAAAGAAGUCUUAGUAUUUGGAUAAAUAGGAAAGGAUAAAAAUAGAAUAUUAUAAUAAAAAUUAAUAGAAUUGGCAGACAAAGAUGUUGAAUUAGGAGAUAUUUUACCAUAGAUGUAAUAAAACAAUAUUAAAAAUGAAUAAAUUAAUACUUCAGGAUUGUUUAAUAAAAAGUCAUUUAAAAAAACAAAGGUUGAUUACUUCUAAUGA
Molecule: messenger RNA, 885 nt
Organism: Paramecium pentaurelia
Lineage: Eukaryota; Ciliophora; Oligohymenophorea; Peniculida; Parameciidae
Source: the annotation of a GenBank genome assembly